Funneliformis mosseae is the source of this 627-nucleotide messenger RNA. The record is from the annotation of a GenBank genome assembly. NCBI's taxonomy places the organism in Eukaryota, Fungi, Glomeromycota, Glomeromycetes, Glomerales, Glomeraceae.
AUGUUUAGGAAUUUUGGUAUUUUUCACCAUGCUAGUAAGAAUAUACAAAGAAAGUUAGUUUUAACAGGAAUAGGAGGAGCUAUCCUUACAGAAAUUAUAUUAAAUAAUAAUAAAGGUUUCCCGGUAAUUUAUGCAGAGGAGACCUCUGCUAAAAAGUCACCUACAAGGUUAGAAGAAGGAAUUAAACAAGCCCGAAUUCACGUCGCGAAAGCUGCUUGUGAUUUUGAACGACAAUUUCAUGGAGUGAUCAAUAAAUGGAUCACCAUUGAACAAAAUACUGAAAAAACCAUUAAGGAGGUAAUCGCACCAAAUGAGCGAUUAAUGCCAGAAGCAUUAUACGUAACAAUAGCAGGGUUAGCAGGCACAAUCAUAGCAAGAAAUCGUAACAUUUUACUUCGAAUUGCAACUCCAAUAGUUUUUACCAUUGCUUCAUCAUAUUACUUUUUACCACAAACGUCGCAAAACAUUUCAAAAAAAUUUCAAGAAAACCAACAAAAAUAUCCACAAUUAUUAAAAGUUCAUCGUUCUAUCUCUGAUAUAGCUAGUGAUGCUAAACAAAAAGUUGAUACAUCUAUUUCCGAUUUAAAAAAUAUUGUAGGGGGUGAUGAUAACGAUAAAUCCAAAUAA